Molecule: messenger RNA, 5562 nt
Organism: Taeniopygia guttata (zebra finch)
Lineage: Eukaryota; Metazoa; Chordata; Aves; Passeriformes; Estrildidae
Source: RefSeq, a predicted model, not a curated record
UGCAGCUCACCUUUUGGCUCUCUGUGCCGAAGCUUUCACAUCCUCUAUUGCUUCUUUGAGAGCACCAGCAUCUGUGGAUCUUGGUCAUCUGGCAGGAAUGAUGCCUCAGCCUUGAGGCACUGCUGGUCUCCCAUGCAUCUUGUUGCCCCUCCUUUGGCCCCUGCAACUUGUGGAAGAGGAAGGAAACAGGAUUAGAAGCUGCUGGUGGGGCAGAGAGUGGUGGUGCUGUUCCUUAACCUCCAGGAGGACGCCUGAGUGUGGCCUUGCCACAGCGACAGCUUCCACUUGUUCCUAGAUAAGACGGGCAAGAGCAUCAGCUGCAGCCCCAGUACAGAAACAUCCUCCAGUAAGCCCUGACGACAAACAGCACCUUCCCUUCACACCACUCACAGCCACCACCAGCAAGUUGCCUUAUCACCUCUGGGGACGAGCAGGAAAACACCAGGUCCCCACUGCAUAUGGAAUGGGCUGGGGAUGGUCCUGUGUGGGGAAAGUUGAGUAUCUUCACAGGAGGAGAAAAGCCUAUUUCAAUGAUGUCAACAGAAUGUGUUCAGCCACUUGAUAUUCCAGAUGACAGACUGGACAAGCAAGAUUCACAGUGUAACCAUUUAGAAGAUCUUUCAGAGCAGCUGAUUAAGAGCUGUGACCUCAAAAAUAAAUCAAGAAAAGGUAAAACUCUCACAGCCUCACAGAAAACUGAACAGGAGCAAAAGAAGCCAAAGAGGAAAGAUACACCGGCUUUGCACACUCCACCACCUCUAACAGGCAUAGUUUCAGGCUCGUCUGAAAAUCUGCUGAAAAGGUAUGGUAUCACAGAGAAGUCACAGAGAGAGAGAGUGACUCCAGUCUCUCAUAUCACUGAACUGGAGCAGAAAAAGCCCAGAAGAAAAGAUACACCUGCAAUACACAUCCCACCUUUGAUAAUAGGCACUAAGCUGUUUACAGAAGAACAAACAGUGAUUAUGGAAGAUGAAGAAAAGGAUGGAGACACAAUCCACAGUUAGAUUACAGUGAUAUUUCAAUAAUACAGUGUAAAUAAUCAUGGGUCAUUCAAAGUGGCAGCACAUUAAAAAAGAUCUUUCACUUAUAUAAAUCAUUUUCUCAGUUGUACACUUGAAUUUAAAUGACCAUCAAGUGCUUAUCUGCUUAUUUGCAUCUCAUAAUUCCGAGCAAGCAUCAUUGGACAUGAAUGGCAGAAAUUUCAGUUACCCAGGGUUUGAAAAAUUCUGUCAGGUUACUACAAAUGGCUUCCUAGCAUUUUUGUCAAUGAGGAAUCCACCUCAGAUUAAAUCUAGUUUUAUGCAAGUACUCAUACAGUACUUGGCACUAGAAGUAGUAAUGCAGAAUAGUAAAAUAUCAGCUAGUGAUUCAAAUUGCCUUUUUCCCCUGACACUUGACCUCAUUUGUCCAGCUUUCCUUUCCUGGAAUAGCACUGACCACAAUGAAAAUUCUUAUGUGCAGAGCUGAUGGGGUAGAUGGAGAAGGUGAGAGGGCCAGGAUUCAAUUCUAGAGUCACUGAAAUGUAUAGCAAAAAUUUCCUCUGCCUGUAUCUGCUCAUGACUUGUGUCUGUAAGGAGGAAAAGAUAAAUUUACUGUAGAAUCAAAAUUACACCUAAGGGCUCUCAGCAUUGACAGAUGCCUCAAAUAGAAUGGAGGGCAGAGAUCUCAGAGAAGUGCAGUGCCUGUCUGUUACACCAGUGUAGGCAAUUGUCUCCACUGGCUUGGUGAAAGAUAAAAUAGUUGGAUAGAUGAUCCUUUUGCUCCAAAUAAUUUAUUUUCACAUCUGCUUUUUAAAUUGAAUUAAUUUUUUAAAAUUGAAUCCCAGGUAAUAGCUGGAGAGGUUGUAAAGACUCAAAAUCACAGCAGGAAGGUAAAAACUGAGUAAAAGGAAUAAUGUUACUCAAUGGCAUAUGCUUACUGCAAGGUAGAAGAGCAUCAUGUCACUUUUAAAAUCAUUUACCUCAAUGAUUCAAACAAGAAUUGUUUUCACAGCUAGCUACAGCCUUCAGUAUUUGUAGAGAGAUGGGUAUUGGUAGAAUAUUUUACUCAAAAAAAAGACAGAACUGGACACUUAAUAACCUUAAUAACUCUAGGAUAGAUUGAGUAGCACUGCCAGCUGCACCCUUACGGAACUAAGCAGAGAGGUUGAAGAUUAUCUAGCUUGGCAGACUGAAUUUAGUCACAUUUUUAAGUCACUUAUACAGACAGCUGAAGACCAUACUAGUUUGGACUCCAUUUGCCACUGUGACUGACCCAACAUAUUUCAUGAAAAUGUAGCCCAUUCACAAAUACUUGUGAAUGUAUACUCUCAAGAUGUAAUCAAUGAGCUUAAAAUAAAUAAUUGCAUAUUAAAUUGCACAAGAGGUCCACUAUAUGAUUAAUGGCAUACCUCUUACUUAGAAAGUGUACUUGUUUUUGUCCUAUUAAUCUGUCAGUGAGAUAAUACUUAAAAUAUAAACAAUCAACAGUUCAAGUAACAACAUUAAUAUAAGAUCCACAGUAAAGUAUGUCAGAACAAGUACAUGACAAGAAAUGUAUGACUCAGGUCUACCUUUAUCAAUGAAGUCAGUGAAUAUUUUCAGUGCAUGUGUAGUGAGUUGACCUUAGCUAGAUGCCAGGUGCCCAUCAGGCUGCUCUAUCACUCCCCUUUACAGCAGGACAGUGGAGAGAAAAUAAGAUGCAAAACAACUAGUAGGUUGAGAUAAGGCAGUUUACAAAAGCAAAGAACAACAACAAAAAAAAGGCACAAAGUUUAUGCAUGCAUAAGCAAAAGGGAAAACAAUAUCUACUUCCCAUCAGCAAGCACUAUUCAGCCACUUCCCAGGAAGCAGGAUUUCAGCACACAUUUCUGGAAUGGUUGCUCCAGAAGGCAAAAAUGGUUACAUAACAAAUGUUCCCCAUUCCUCCUCUCUCCCAUGGCUUUUGUAUUGGAGCUGAUGUCAUAUGGUAUGGAAUAUCCCUUUGGUUUAUUUGGGUCAUCUAUUUCGGCCUAGUUGUGUCACCUGUCAGGAUCUUGUCCACUCCCAGUGAAGCGAUACGUGGAAUAAAUACAUAGACUCCACAACCUGGGGUAGUUAUGAAGUGGAUAUGUAUUGUCAGCACUUGACACAAGUGAGAUAGCUCUCCAAGACUUGUGCACUGAGCCUCAGUCUGACCCAUACCUUUAUUCCCAAAGGUGUUCCAUAUGCAGUACAUUACACAACUUUGCCAUGCAUAUUCAACCCUGCUCCUGCCUGUCCUCGCCUCUCAUGCUAAAUAGGUCCACGCUCUUCUGGGCACACGUGGUUUGCCGUGGUGGUCCUGCAGGGGUCUCUGGUGGUCUCUUGAGGCUGAAGAUUGUGGUCUUCCUCAUGGUUGAACUUUUCUCCUUUGUGCAUGCGCUUUUGGUUCUUUGGUGCUUAUCCGAGUACGGUCUGUCAGUCUCGGUAGGCUUAGGGACAGAGGAGCCUCUUUAUCUGGGUUCUUUGCAUCUUCAGGCCUUUCUGGUAUUGUUAUUUAUGCAAGAAGCUUCAGAAAUCUGCAUUUUCUUAUUUUGCCCUUUUGUACCAUGGCAGAGGUUUCUUAAGUAAAAGGUUAAAAUUUAACAUAUAACACUACAAGUUAGAAUGUAAAUGCUUAAUUCAUUUUGUUAACUUAAGUGAACUCGAAAAACCUCUGUUUCACCAGUCCCUUGAUAGGAAGCAUGGGAGAGAACAAUGAUGCUCUGCAGUAGCAAAACCACUGGUGUGUUAUCAGUACCUUUCUGGCUAGCAAUGCAAAGCACAGCACUUUGAGGGCUGCUAAGGGAAAAUGAACUCUAUCUCAGCCAGACCCAACACAGUACAAUACAGCAAGAGUGAAGUGUGGUGUCCUGAAAAGACUCAAAUUAACAUCAGCAAUGGAUUAGCCAUGAAAUCAACAUGUUUAGACAUGAAGGGGCUUCAUAACACAAACCAGGAGCACAGAUAGAAUGUGACUGACUUUACUGCUCUGAAAAGCAGAUUUGUUUCCAAGCCUGGGAAAUGCUGACACAGUUUAAUGGGAAAUAAAAGAAUAAUUAUAAAAAAGAGCCUCCUUUAAGCCUAGCACUGUAUAUUGCUUGGCAAAGAGGAGUUACAGUCUGAGUGAAAUCUCUAAUGGCACAUCAGCCUAAUUUACCAUCCCUGUAUUGAUGAAAUUGAAGCCAAGAUAGAAUAUGCUUUAAAAAUGACAUAUUCACAGCCUGACAAUUCAGUUGUUUUUUUUUUCCACCCAGUACCAAUAUGAGCAAUUAAAAGUAAUUUUCUACUUGAUCAAUUGAGUAAAUAGGAGGUUUCUUAGUGUUUGUAGCAAGGAGUUGUAAGGACCUGAUAGUAAAAAUAAUGCCUCAAAAAGUGCUUCAUCAUUAUCAUUAUCUUUUUGAACACCUGAAUGCUAUGAGCAGCCCACCUUAAAAUCCAUAAAAAGGAAGGCAAAACCUGUGCAAAACUAGGGAGGAGGAAGAGAAUGACAGAAACCCUGGCUUUCACCUUCCCACCCCUCCCACCACUGCUGCUGUCCAAGAUUUUUCACAGCUGGAAAAAGAACCUAAAGUUUCCAAAAAUUGAGACACCUCCAAGACUUAGAUGCCUCCAGCCUGGGGAAAACAGUAACCUAUUGUGACACAACUCAUGACUUGUGGAAACCCUCCUCUGCUCCUGCAUCCUCUGGUGUGAGCAACAAGAGUGGACCAAAGUCAGCUGCAGGGACCACAUUCUGAAUCUACUUUUCAGAAGGUGCUGUUGUCUUAGCUGCAGUUGAACACAAUGAACACCAACAAAAAGCUGAUAUGAAAAUUAUCGCAUCGUUACAAGAUUUGGUUAAAGUGUCAUAACUUCAACUAGAAGAAGAUAAGGCUAACACCUGUCUCCUCCAUGAAGAGAUAAAAAAUCAGAAAGCUAUGUGUUACCAUGUGCACCCAUGUGCUUUGAGAGGAGCUGCAUGAGAGAUUAGCAAGUGAAACAAAAAAGGGAGUUAGAGCUGGAGCUAUCCAAAGAAACAUAUCUCCUCUUUUACUUAGAAUCUUUGUGCAAUGAAUCAGAGAAGCUGCCAGUCUCACUUUGUCCCUUAAAUAAAAUAGAAUACAUGGGUUCGGAUGAUGGCACACCUUACAUAACUGUGGAGGCCCAUGCGCCUGUUGGGAAAAGGGCAGUGGCAAUGCCCUGGAGGGAUGCACCUUAGGCUCCGGACAUCCCCCAUAGGUUAGGGUGAAACAAAAGGCUUCCCUCAUGGUGCAUUGCAGCACUAUGCUAAUUUAACCCAGUUCUGUAUUCCCCAUUGGCCCGUUGAUUGUCCCUACUUCUUCUACCCCAAUAUGGUCUUGUUCUAGAAUAUUCCCCACUCCCUGUUUCCCCAUUGGUUAAUGUAACCCUUCCUGUCUACCCUGGAACUCCCUAUUGGCUCCUGCCCUUUGUACCUCACCUAUGCCCUCAGCUGAUUGGCCCUCAUUGGCUUUGCUCCACCUCCUCUUUCAUAUAUUUAUACACCGGACCCUCCACUGUCCAUUGUAUUCUGUCCCUAGACCCCUUUAGUGCUGGACUGUAAUAAACCCUUGCUGGAACCACA